AUGCCUCUAAAUAUACCAGGCUGAGUAUCUACGAGUGGUUUUUUUAUAUUAACUUUAGCUGCUGGAAUUUGGGCUUCUUGGAAAAGCAAAAAGGAUCAGCAGAACAGGAACACAACAGAAAUGGCCAUAGUUGGAGGCCAGAAUAUAAAUGUUUUCACUGGAUUUUUUACUGCAACUGCCACCCAGGUUGGAGGAGCAUAUAUCAAUGGCACAGCUGAAAUCAUCUACCUGCCUUCAAAAAGAUUAUUGUGGGUCCAGGUACCUGUGGGAUUUUCCUUGUCCCUUGUUGUUGGUGGUUACUUCUUUGUAAAUCCAAUGAGAUCCAAGAAUUACGUGACAGUGAUGGACCCCAUACAAGAAACUUAUGGGAACAUGAUGGGAAGCUUACUCUUCAUUCCACCAGUGCUAAGAAAGGUGUUCUGGUUUGCAGCUAUCCUCUUCUCUGCACGAGCAACAAUGAGGGUCAUCUUGGAUAUUGAAGGCUCUUUGACUAUCAUUGUCUCAGCAUGCACUGUCAUCUUUAGUGAUAUGGGAGGUCUCUACUCUGUUUUUCAUUUUAGAUUUCAGGUGCUUGGAAGUAUCCCAUGGCAAACCCACUUCCAAAGGGUGCUCUCUGCUGCCUCGACAGGACAGACAAGGCUCAUCUCCUACAUCCCAGGAUUCAGGUGCUUUGCAACGGCCAUCCUCUCUGUGCUCAUUGGUGCAGUCGCAGCAUCAACAGACUGGAAUCAGAUAAGCUGUAAUCUUCCAACUGAGAGACGGGAAUCGGCAAUGAUACUACCACUUGUUUUGCACUAUCUCUGCCCAGCAUAUAUCUCCAUUGCUGGCUUGGGAGCCAUUGCUGCUGCCACAAUGUCUUCUGCAGAUUCAGCUCUUCUCUCUGCUGGCUCCAUGUUCGCUCACAAUAUCUACAGGAAAAUCCUGAGGAAAAAGGCUACAGAGAUAGAGGUGUUAUGGGCUAUGAGGACCUCCAUGUUGGUGUUUGGUGCUGGGGCUGUCAGUCUGGCUUUUUACUCCAUCUCUGUCCACGACCUCUGGUUCCUCAGCAGGGAGCUGGUGCAUGCCCUCCUCUUCCCCCAGUUCUGCUGUGCCCUCUUCGCUCCCAGCAACAAAACCUAAGGCUCAGCUGCUGGAUUCUUGGUUGGGCUCCUGCUGAGGCUACUAUCAGGGGAGCCUGCCCUGAGCAUCUCCCCUGUCAUGCUACCAGUCUGCUCCCUGGUGAACGGGAUCUACAGCCAGGUCUUCCCUUUUAAAACAUUCACCAUGCUUCUCACCUUCAGCACGAUCCUUGCUGUUUCAUACCUGGCCAAGGUUUUAUUUCAGAGAAACCUCCUUCCCCACUGGUGGGAUGUUUGCAAUAUCAUAGGGGGAACCGGCACCCUCAUCCUCCUGCAGCAGAUGGAGAAACAGAGGGGUUCACCAAUCGUUGUACUAGAAGAGAACCGUGGCUAAAUGUGGGGCUUCAUUUGAAAGGCCACUGUGCAUUCAGCAGUUAGAGUAUGGCACAAACAGCAUAGCUCUUCCCUUUGCUCUCUCUGGUAUGAAUUAUUUAAAGUCCUCACAGAGCAAUAAAACCAAAUUCUGUUUACAUGUGAGCUUGAAGUCUGCAGUGAUUAAAGUCACAUGGUGAUGGAGCACAAUCCUGUGGUGGUGACCACAGGGCGGGCACCUUGGGCCCCAGCAGUGGUUGCUUCGAGGUGCUCCGGGUACCCCACCUGAAAGCAAAGCUAUAAAUCAUCUUCCGACAUUUAGGGCAUUCCCAAGUCACAUACUUUUCUCAUCACAAAGGAGACAAAUUAAUGUUUAAUAGAUUGGACAUUCUUGAUUUAAAAAAAAAGGUGGGCAAACCUGUUUCCAUUACACAUUUAGAGAUUUAGCAUAACCAUCCCUGGGGAGAAUAUCAGACCUGUAAAAACACAGAUUACUGAAAGCAGUGCAACCACCACAGUAGUCCAGCAGUAAUAUCAGCUCUGCACCAUUCCUUGUAUGCUUUACAAAGCUUUCCUUGAUACAGCAAAAACUUUUGCUUACGCCUGUCCCCACUGUGGUACCAGGCCACACAGCCAGUGUGGAUCCCACAGCCUGGGGAUGUGUGAGACGUCAUCUCUCAUAUGACCUGAAAAGGCAGAAGCAGAUGUGCAAGACGAAGCAACAGCCCUUAAUUAAUCAAUAAGCCACUAUCUCAAAAAUUUAAUCUGUAGCUGUAAAAUUAAGUACUUUAUUAGAAAUUGUUAGCCAUAGAAUUUA
Messenger RNA from Pseudopipra pipra, 2247 nucleotides. RefSeq names its product high affinity choline transporter 1-like. Gene Ontology annotation, cellular component: plasma membrane. Gene Ontology annotation, biological process: acetylcholine biosynthetic process; choline transport; transmembrane transport. Gene Ontology annotation, molecular function: choline:sodium symporter activity. The record is from RefSeq and is a predicted model, not a curated record. NCBI's taxonomy places the organism in Eukaryota, Metazoa, Chordata, Aves, Passeriformes, Pipridae.